CCACUGGAGCCACUGUAGGUCAAUGUCAAGUUACAAUGAAAUAAGAAAUGAAAAUAAUGAAACCGUGAAAUAAAAAAAUAAAGGGAAGUGCGAUGAUAUUUUGCUUCAAAGGAAUCAUAAACUGUGACAUAGUUUUUCAAGACUUCGUUAAUUUAAUGACAUAGAGGUUAUGUGUAAAAAAGUGUAUUGAAGUACAUGUAUAUAUAAAUAAUGUCCCUGCUAGAGGAUGUGUUCUUGGAGGACGAGGCAGGUGAAGCUCAAGAGCUUGAGCGGGUGAUCGAAGGUGACGAGCUGGAUGACAGACCACAGUCUCCAGACAGUAAUGAAAAUAGCGAAAAGGAAGAUGAGGCUGAGGAAGACAAGAGAGUAGUAGAUCAUACAGCCAAAGCUAAAAAGGUUGUGAAGAAUCCCCGUUUUGUUCUGAACCCCGCAAGGCUUACUGGCCCAAGGGGAAUACAGAUAUUACCUGAACAUUUCAAAGAUUUCAAAUUUAAAGGAAAAGGCAAUGAGAGAGAAGAUUUAGACCUCAUUCUCAAGAAACUAGAGCACUGGGCCUACAGGCUGUACCCUAAGUUCAAGUUUGAUGACUGCCUCAAGAAGAUUGAGACUCUCGGGAAGAAGAGACCAGUCAUGGUCCACCUCCACAAAAUCCGUACGGACCAGUUCCUUUCCGAAGAGACAGUACAGCAGCAGGAUUCAAGUGAAGAUGAGGCAGCUCCACCGCAAGAAGAAGAUGAGUUUGACCGCUUACUGCAGCAACAGAUAGAGCUGGCACGUUCCACGCCUGCACCAGGGUCAGCUAGGAAGGAGAUGCAUACUCCAAUGUCUGACCAUAGGUCACCCCUUAUGUUGCCUAAAGUAACAUCAUCACCGUCCAUUAGCGACGAACAAAAGGAACGAAUGAUGAGGAACAGGAGACUCGCCGAGGAAAGGCGACUAGCUAGACUCAAUCAAUCUAAUAAUUCUAACCAGAAUGCUAACCUUUCUACUGAAACCAUUCCAGAAAAAACCGAGGAACCAAAUACAUGUAAUGUUGCUGUCAAUAAUGGAGAAAAAUCAAAAGUUAAUACAGAAAAUGAUGUUACAGAAAACAAUGAUGAAAUGGACAUUGAACCUGUGGUAAAGAAACAUAAUAGGACUAAUGUUAUUGACAGUGACAGUUCUGAUGAUGAAAACGUUUUAGCAGUAAAUGAAUCCAUCGCAGUUGAUGCCCAUACACCAGUUGUAAAAGAUGUUGCAAAUACUGAUGAGACUAAUGUUAUUGACAGUGACAGUUCUGAUGAUGAAAACGUUUUAGCAGUAAAUGAAUCCAUCGCAGUUGAUGUCCAUACACCAGUUGUAAAAGAUGUUGCAAAUACUGAUGAAAAUAAUUGUGAUAAGCAGAAUAUAGUUGAAGAAGUUUUAAAAUCUGAUCAAAUUGGAAUUUCUGCAGAUGUUACUACUGAUAACUGUGAUUCUAAUGAAAACAAUAAGGAGAUAGAAAGUGAUGCGAGUGAAAUAAAUUCAUCCAAUACUAUGAACACUAAAGAUAAAUCUAAUUCUGAAAUUACAGAAGUUGUAUCUGAUAAUAUUAUUGUAAAAGAAAAUGAUACACCCCCAAACAUAAUCAAUGAACCAGAAAACGGGGAAAAAGAUGGUGAUCCAUUGACAGAGGAGUUAAUGGAUGUCAAUUUCACUGAUGAUUUCUAAAUAAAAAUCAAAGCAUUAUGUUUUAAAAAUUUAUUGUUAGCUCAAAAUUAAACAAACCAUGGAAUAUCACAGUACGAACGAUCCGCUAUGCAUGCUGUAAUAUCAAAUAAAUAUCCAUAAACCUUAAUUACAAAAUGCUCAUCUUUGUAUUCAUGUUAAUACAACUUUGUAUAAUUUAGUGCUGAGUAUGCCAACA
Cydia strobilella is the source of this 1885-nucleotide messenger RNA. RefSeq lists its product as uncharacterized. Gene Ontology annotation, cellular component: nucleus; replication fork protection complex. Gene Ontology annotation, molecular function: DNA binding. The transcript is spliced from 5 exons. NCBI's taxonomy places the organism in Eukaryota, Metazoa, Arthropoda, Insecta, Lepidoptera, Tortricidae. Gene Ontology annotation, biological process: replication fork processing; replication fork arrest; DNA damage response. The record is from RefSeq and is a predicted model, not a curated record. The coding region runs from base 211 to 1689 and encodes 492 amino acids.